Molecule: messenger RNA, 2030 nt
Organism: Argentina anserina (silverweed cinquefoil)
Lineage: Eukaryota; Viridiplantae; Streptophyta; Magnoliopsida; Rosales; Rosaceae
Product: protein RETICULATA-RELATED 1, chloroplastic
Exons: 8
Coding region: 70-1644 (524 amino acids)
Biological process (GO): plant organ development
Cellular component (GO): chloroplast inner membrane
Source: RefSeq, a predicted model, not a curated record
UCUCUCUUUCUCUCUCUUCUCUCUCUCUCUCUACUGCUAGAGAGAGACCAGUUAGGGUUUGGGCCAAAAAUGUCUCACGCGGUGUUUCACACAGCACAAUUCGUGCCCAUGAACGCGCAGCUCCCCAAGAAGGCCAGGCUGGCGGGGCCGUUACAGCCGAUGACGAUGGUUGCGCCGCCUCCGCUCAAGGUCCGCCGCUCUAUUUCCGUCAAGGGAUGCUGUGCCUCGCCGUCGACUUCCGACUCGGUCGAAGGAGGACAAUCGACUCUGUUCGAGCGCUGCUUCGUCACGCCGACGUCGUCGCCGUCGAGGAGUGAGUUCGGUCCGGUGAUGAAGGGGCAGUACGGUGCGUUUGGUGCCGUGACGCUUGAGAAGGGCAAGCUUGAUAUGACUCAGAAGCAAUCCAAGUCUAGCCCCGAGCUGCAAGCUGGGGGAGGUGGUGGAGAUAUUGGAAAAAAGAUAAAUCAUGGAGGUGGUGAUGGAGGUGACGACGAUGGUGAUGAUGAUGAUUAUUAUGAUGACUUUGAUGACGGUGAUGAGGGGGAUGAUGGUGGCCUCUUUAGAAAACGCAUGUUUCUUGAAGAGCUGUUUGAUCGCAAAUUUGUAGAUGCAGUUUUGAACGAGUGGCAGAAGACAAUGAUGGAUUUACCUGCUGGCUUUCGGCAAGCUUAUGAAAUGGGAUUGGUCAGCUCUGCUCAAAUGGUCAAAUACUUGGCAACCAAUGCCAGGCCAACCACUACUAGGUUCAUUUCUCGUUCACUUCCUGAUGGGAUAUCAAGGGCAUUCAUUGGCAGAAUGCUUGCGGAUCCUGCUUUCUUGUAUAAGUUUCUCUUAGAGCAGGUUGGGACAAUAGGUUGCUCAGUGUGGUGGGAAGUAAAGACUCGUAAGGAAAGGAUAAAGAAAGAAUGGGAUUUGGCGCUUAUCAAUGUGCUAACAGUAACAGCAUGCAAUGCUGUUGUUGUCUGGACACUUGCUCCUUGCCGUUCUUAUGGGAACACAUUCAAGUUUGAUUUGCAAAAUACAUUGCAAAAGCUUCCCAACAAUAUAUUUGAGAAGAGCUACCCAAUGAGGGAAUUCGACCUGUCAAGGAGAGUUCAUUCUUUCUUCUAUAAGGCCGCAGAGUUGUGUAUGGUGGGACUAUCUGCUGGAGCAGCUCAAGGCGCUUUAUCAAACUUUCUAUCCCAUAAAAAGGAGGACAGGUUAUCGGUGACGAUACCUAGUGUGAGAGCAAAUGCCCUUGGUUAUGGUGCCUUCUUAGGACUUUAUGCGAAUCUGAGAUAUCAGCUGUUAUGUGGAUUUGAUAGAGCCGUAGUGAACCAUUUUGAUGUUAUUGGAGUGGCGCUGGUUCUAAGCACUGCAUUCAGGAUUUUGAAUAUUCAGAUAGGUGAGAGAUCAAGGUUGGCUUGGCUUGGGGUGGAGGCUGACCCUCUGGUUCAGUCUGAUGAUCUUUUGAAAGCAUAUAGUAGGCCCUCUGAGAGUGAUGAUCGGUCCUCACCAAAAUGGUUCAUAUCAAAGAAUGCAGUCGUAUCUGGACUUGGGCUCCUCGGCAUUAAACAAAGUAAUGAUUACUCUGUUGGAGAAGGGGAAUCUUCUGCCCCCAAGACACGUAGAAAGAGGAUUGUCCGGAAAAAGGUGGCUGCAUAGUUUGACUAAUGAAUUACCAUCAGAGCACAAUUUUGUUGCCUUUUUUUGUUUUGUUUGAGGGGGGCAUACAAAUUUCAUCGAAGCUGUAAACAGGAACGCGCAGGAGCUGUUGGUGCAGUAAUUUAUGGCAUCUCUGGCAGAGAAUUGCUGAAUGACGAAUAUCAGGAGACCGAUUUCUCAUUUUAAAGGAUAGUUCCUCUCAAUUCGAUUGUAAUAUGUUUGACCUCAAAAGUUCAGUGUAAUACUAGAUUUCAGUUUUAGGUAGAAAACUCAUCCGAAAAUAAGAGAUAUUUGCAGUUUCCGCCUUGAAUAGUGCCAUAUUUCCGAAUGUCUUGGAAGACACCAAACUAUAUGAAAAUGGAAACUCAUAUUGAGAUUUAAGCUUU